CUUGUUCCCUCCGCCCCACUAUGAUCUCAGCGACUCGGCCAUGACAUCACAUCCGCCUCUGGAUCCCAGUAUAAAGAUGGCUCUGACCAGCGCUGACCACCUUCCUAUCCACCCUCCAACUCAAAUCAACCUUUCCUCCACAAAACACUCCCAUCAUGACUGGAUCUCAGGCCCAAUCUUCCGUCGGUGGCGGCAACCUCUACGUCGACGGUGACCAGCGCACCGCUCCCCAGUCCGAGCAGGGACGUCCCGCCUACAAGCAGGGUGAGCCCGGCAGCCACAGCAACCUUGACUCCAAGGACCAGCGCUCCAUCGCCAACAAGCUCGCCUCGCAAGAGCGCAAGCCCGAACCCGGCAACUACAAGAACGGCGUCUACGACCCCGAGGCCGAGCUCAGCAAGAAGAACCCCACGCAGCCGGCCGUCAACCACGGCAACGAGCCCUCGAAGGGCGCUCAGAUCGACCGCGAGCUGCAGCUCGAGGACGAGCAGCGCCUGCACGAGAAGGGCAUCAAAUAAAUGCGUCGAUGAGAUAUGAUUGAUUUCUUUGCGUAAUGUGUCGGGUUUGAAAUGAGGUUUUGGCAUUUCUGGGUUUAGCAUCGGUUGUAUUAUUAGCUAUGGGAAUGAAACCUAUGAGUCC
Molecule: messenger RNA, 639 nt
Organism: Aspergillus steynii IBT 23096
Lineage: Eukaryota; Fungi; Ascomycota; Eurotiomycetes; Eurotiales; Aspergillaceae
Exons: 3
Coding region: 156-518 (120 amino acids)
Source: RefSeq, a predicted model, not a curated record